Molecule: messenger RNA, 2329 nt
Organism: Sinocyclocheilus grahami
Lineage: Eukaryota; Metazoa; Chordata; Actinopteri; Cypriniformes; Cyprinidae
Product: signal peptide peptidase-like 2B
Exons: 14
Coding region: 60-1574 (504 amino acids)
Biological process (GO): membrane protein proteolysis
Cellular component (GO): cytoplasmic side of endoplasmic reticulum membrane; lumenal side of endoplasmic reticulum membrane; lysosomal membrane
Molecular function (GO): aspartic endopeptidase activity, intramembrane cleaving
Source: RefSeq, a predicted model, not a curated record
GGAUCUUUGUUCUGCAGUGAGGGACUACUGGAUGGAGGAGACGACGACAAUCAGGCAUCAUGCGAUUUUUGUCAAGUCUCCUUUGGGCAGCUCUUUUGAUCGAACAGGUUUUAGGUGAAUAUGGCAUGGCACAUUUCAGCGACGGGGGCAACAGUAAAGGCAAAGAUUACUGCAUAUUCUUCAACUCUCAGUGGGCUCGACUACCUCAGGACCUCAGUAAAGCAGCACGGCUGCAGACGUAUGAUCUCACCAUCUCUGUGCUGUGCUCCCCCACUGAUGUACCUGAGGGUGGCUUCCCAAACAGCAUCCCAAUGGUGAUGAGAGGAAAUUGCACUUUCUAUGAGAAAGUCAGAUUGGCCCAGAUCAAUGGUGCCAAGGGACUUCUGAUUGUCAGCAAAGAUAGACUGACUCCACCCUCAGGCAACAAGUCCCAGUAUGAGGAGAUAGGCAUCCCAGUGGCCUUGCUAAGCUAUAAAGACAUGCUGGACAUCAGUAAGACGUUUGGGGAGAAAAGGCAGGUGGCCAUGUACGCACCCAAAGAACCAGUGGUGGACUACAACAUGGUGCUCAUCUUCCUGAUGGCGGUGGGCACGGUGGCUGUCGGAGGAUACUGGGCUGGCAGCAGGGACAUUAAAAAACGUUACAUGAAGCACAAGAGGGACGACAGUGCUGAGAAACAAGACGAGGAGACCGUUGACGUCACCCCCAUCAUGAUUUGUGUGUUUGUGGUCAUGUGUUGCUCUAUGCUGGUGCUCUUAUAUUUCUUCUAUGAUCAAUUGGUGUAUAUGACUAUCGCGACGUUCUGUCUGGCAUCUGCCGUUGGUCUGUACAGCUGUCUUUGGCCUUUUGUCCGAAGAAUACCGUUUGGGAAAUGCAGGAUACCUGAGAAUAACCUGCCAUACUGCCACAAGCGGCCACAGGUGCGCAUGCUGAUCCUUUCAGCCUUCUGUAUAGGAGUCAGUGUCACUUGGGGAGUUUUCCGCAACGAAGACCAGUGGGCGUGGAUACUUCAGGAUGCGUUAGGCAUCGUGUUCUGUCUCUACAUGCUGAAAACAAUCAGGCUGCCCACUUUCAAGGCCUGCACUCUGCUGUUGGUCGUGCUGUUCGUGUAUGACGUGUUUUUUGUUUUCAUAACACCACUCUUAACUGAGAGUGGGGAAAGUAUCAUGGUCGAGGUAGCAGCUGGUCCAUCGGAUUCCUCUACUCAUGAGAAGCUUCCCAUGGUGCUGAAAGUGCCCAGGUUGAAUUCAUCUCCUCUGGUCCUGUGUGACCGGCCCUUUUCUCUCCUGGGCUUUGGGGAUAUCUUGGUACCAGGUCUGCUGGUAGCAUAUUGUCACAGAUUUGACAUUCUCAUGCAGACUUCUCGAAUAUACUUUCUGGCCUGCACUAUUGGCUACGGCAUUGGUCUUCUCAUCACAUUUGUGGCUCUGGCGCUGAUGCAGAUGGGUCAGCCUGCCCUCUUAUACCUGGUGCCUUGCACGCUCCUCACCAGCCUUGCGGUGGCACUGUGGCGUAAAGAACUGCCUUUGUUCUGGACAGGAAGUGGAUUUGUGGUGAAUACCAGUUUGAUAUGAGUGCCUUCUUCAGUCGGAAAAGUUCUAGGGUUAUGUACGGUUACUAGACUUACAGUUGAGUAAAUUCACCCACGUGUUUUUGUUCCGCUCUUAAUUUGCUCUCAUUUUUACUGUGGGCGUUUUCUUUAAAAGAGGGGUUCGGUGUCAACCUUGGGAAGAAAACGGUCGUUUCCAAUAUGUCCUUAACACAAAAUCUACACCCUUUGAUUUCACAGACAUUUGUUGAAAAUGUUUAGAAACAUAUACAGCAUAGAUCUCUGAGAUCCUGAAUGGAAACUCCUGUAGUAAAAGGAGAUUUUACAGAGAUUUUGAAGACUUUAGACAAAUGCCUGUUUGACUGAACUUAUUAUAUCUAAUUGUAUUUCUUUAAACCACAGUAUGAGGAAUUGCUGUGCUACGGACUGAUAUACACGAGUUAAAACCACCGUUUGAUAAACACCAGAUCUCUCCUGUACUGUAGGUCUGGUAAGAGAUCUGUGUGUGCCAGAAGAGGGCUCAUGUUUCAUUUCCUCAGCUCUUUAGCUAACAGUGUUCUAGCUUUUAAUCUAAUAAUCGGCCUGGAGAUUUGUUGGUCUUGAGUUAAUCUGUGGUGGUUUCAUGUACAAGAAGAUCCGUGUUAUCUCCUCUGAUUUUUUGCUUCUUCACUAAGUUACAGAUCAGAAGCCGUUUUUUAAGUGAUUCAAACAUUUUUCUUUUGCUUUAAAUUGCAAUUGCAUUGGUAUUACUGUCUGUAUUUUUAUAUACACUGCCAUUCA